This is a messenger RNA of Carassius carassius (crucian carp), 1269 nucleotides long. RefSeq names its product ankyrin repeat and SOCS box-containing 12a (gene asb12a). Gene Ontology annotation, cellular component: cytoplasm; nucleus. Gene Ontology annotation, molecular function: protein binding. Lineage: Eukaryota; Metazoa; Chordata; Actinopteri; Cypriniformes; Cyprinidae. The record is from RefSeq and is a predicted model, not a curated record. The transcript has 4 exons. The coding region runs from base 92 to 1009 and encodes 305 amino acids. Gene Ontology annotation, biological process: intracellular signal transduction; regulation of barbed-end actin filament capping.
ACGCGCACAGCGCCCCCUCUGGUCGCCCACAGUGACACAAGUUCAGCUUCCGCUGUUUGCUGCUCGUCGGUGUUUGGGCUUGUUCUCAUCUAUGCUCCAGCUGAGGCCAGUGGAGGAGGAUGAAGCAGCCGCUGAGAGUCUGGUGCUGAACCGAACUGUUGCUAAAAAUGACCAUUUCCUGCUGGCCGAGCUACUGUCACAAGAACGCUACAGGAAGUGCAUUAAUCAGCAGAGCGGCUGGGGGAUCCCAGGCACACCGUUACGCAUGGCUGCGUCUAAAGGUCACCUGAGGUGUCUGCAGUUGCUCCUGUCCCAUGGGGCGGAUGUAGACCGCCUUGAUGUUAAGGCCCAGACCCCUCUUUUCACCGCUGUGUGCGGGCGUUACUUGAGCUGUGUGAUUGCACUUCUCCGUGCCGGAGCUAAUCCGAAUGGAAGCCACCUGAACAACAGCUCGCCUGUGCUCACCGCUGCCCGAGAGGGCGACCCCAAGAUCCUCUGCCAGCUGCUUCAGCACGGGGCGGAGGUCAACGCCAGGUCAAAGGUGACACUGUGGGCCUCAGGGUUUGCUGUGUGCAGCGGGCCACUUUACCUGUCAGCCAUUUAUGGACACCUGGAUUGCUUCAAAAUGUUGCUGUUAUAUGGGGCAGAUCCGAACUAUAACAGCCCGGAAGAGAAUGUGAACAGCAGAGCCACGCAGCAGAAGACGGUCCUGGAAUUGUGUUUGAGACACGGCUGUGGAGUCGAAUACAUUCAGCUGCUCAUUGACUUUGGGGCAAACGUCUACCUGCCGACCCUCAUUAUAGAGAAGAGCACCAAACAGAACGAAGCUGUUGAGCUGUUGCUGAAAGAGCGAGGGUGCCCGAAGACUCUCACAUCUCAGUGUAGAUUGGCCAUUCGUAAACACCUGAUACAGGUGAACAAGAUUCAGUCUUUGGACUGUCUGGAGAUUCCACCCAGGCUCAUCGAUUAUCUCAAACACAAUCCACACAAGAGUGCACUGGUUUACUGACAAAACCGAUUACACUCCACUGUGCCUUUACUAAAGGACAGACUCAUUCAUUCACAUAUUGACUGUACAGGUAGACCAUACACACAUCUAGAGCGAAGGAAACAGACAGAAGAUCUGAAUUAAUGACCUGGAAUCACUCGUAUGCAAACUCAUAGAUGGACCGAUAUACUGUUACUAACAACCCUGGUUUACAUAUAUUAAGGGUAUUAAACUUGAACAUCCACGUAAAUUAAUUAGCUUUAAUAUCUUUCAAAUUUGAC